AUGCUCCUUGCCAAGUCCCUAGCAACCCAGUCCCUGCGGCUUCAAGCCUCCAUUACGGCCAAGAAAGCUUUUCCUGUACAUUUGCUUUCUACGGUGCGUGAGACUAUUCCAUCGCGCCCUUCGCACAAGCAAGUGGUAGCUGAGGUAGCUGCGACGACCGAGAAGUGGCUUGAGACCGUGACGGGACAGAAGCCUACUAGCCCCGCUGAAACAGCUGCUCUCUAUGCAAAGGAUGGUGUGCUGUGGGCGACCGUUUCUACGGAGCUUCGCGUCAACCCAAAAGAGAUCCGUGAUUAUUUCGAUGUCUUUGCACGCUUGCCCAACUUGAAAGUGUCGGACUACAAGCCCUACAUUCGUGUGUAUGGGGAUAUCGCGCUUAACGAUGGCUAUUAUACUGUGACGUUUGACUCUCCAGAGGGUAAAAAGGUCACUAAAGCCCGUUAUGUCUUUGUGUACAAACGUGAUGAGGCCUCGGGAGCUUGGGAGAUCAUCGACCAUCAUUCGUCUGCCAUGCCCGUGGCACCCGCUGGGCUCAAGAAAGCCACCACUGUAGCCCCGCCCAGCUAA
Messenger RNA from Nannochloropsis gaditana CCMP526, 567 nucleotides. RefSeq names its product putative protein conserved in bacteria with a cystatin-like fold containing protein. The record is from RefSeq and is a predicted model, not a curated record. The transcript has 2 exons. Gene Ontology annotation, biological process: protein phosphorylation. Gene Ontology annotation, molecular function: calcium/calmodulin-dependent protein kinase activity; calmodulin binding. Bases 1 to 567 code for a protein of 188 amino acids.